Messenger RNA from Chaetomium strumarium, 1105 nucleotides. RefSeq lists its product as uncharacterized. The record is from RefSeq and is a predicted model, not a curated record. Gene Ontology annotation, biological process: peptidyl-glutamate ADP-deribosylation. The transcript is spliced from 2 exons. Bases 162 to 1004 code for a protein of 280 amino acids. Lineage: Eukaryota; Fungi; Ascomycota; Sordariomycetes; Sordariales; Chaetomiaceae.
CAAAAACACUAAACAAUUCUCGGAAGGUCCUCAUCAGUGAGCUCACCACAAAUCGACAUCGAUUCAAAUUCACCAGUCUCUCCGGCCCAGAACCUUACAACUGAGGGAUCAACACGAAACGUUAACUGUCUGGCUUCCUUGGCUUUCUCAUCCCGCCAACCAUGUCUCGCAAACAUCCUGCGGGCACUGACGGCGGCGCGUCUGAUGGACCGCGUCAGUUCAAGCAGAUGAAGCUGGAUUUCUUCACCUCGUCAACGAGGCAGCCGAAGAAGCCGAGGACCGAAACAGAGGCGCACCAAGAAAAGUCAACAAACACGGCCACGGCGGGAACAGGAGACGGAGACGACGACACGGAUCCGAAGCCAGCAACUGUGUCAUCAAAUCCGUCUGUCGAUCCGCCCUCACCAGCAGCAGCAGUAUCUGCAUCAAGAAUUCGCAUCACCGACCGCACAGGCAACCUCUUCGCGGCCCCAUCCGACAGCUUGCUCAUCCACGCCUGCAACAGCGUCGGCUCCUGGGGCGGCGGCAUCGCCCUGGCCUUCCGCAACCUGUACCCGGAGGCAUUCAAGAUCUACCGCGCCCACUGUGCGCACUCGACGCCGGACCAGCUGGUGGGUACCGCGCUGCUUAUCGCCCCGCAGCCACGGGGAGGGGGUAAAGAAGGUGAGGGAGGAGGGAAGAAGAGGCCGCAGCAGCAGCAGCAUUACAUCGGGUGUCUGUUCACCAGUCGGCGCUAUGGCAAGGCCAGGGAUUCGCCGGAGAGGAUUUUGAGGGCUACGGGCCCGGCUAUGAGGCAUCUAAUGAGGCUGGUUGCGGAGGAAGAGCGGAGGAAAGGGGAGGGGGUUAUUAAGGAGGUGAGGAUGUGUAAGAUCAAUGCUGGACUGUUUGCUGUUCCGUGGGAGAGGAGUAAGAAGGCUAUUCAAGGGUUGGAGUUGGAUCAAGGGGAGGUACCCCAGUGUGCGGAGGACGGUGUAGUGAAGGUUGUGGCUUAUGAGAGGGAGUAGAACUGGAGUGGGUGUGAGAGGAUGGAAUCUUUGCGGUAGGGAUACCGGGGUACGCUGCUUCGCGAGAGAAGACAGCCGUGUAUGAUACCAAGCAUGUCGAU